Volvox carteri f. nagariensis is the source of this 3088-nucleotide messenger RNA. RefSeq names its product cell adhesion molecule, algal-CAM, splicing variant 2 (gene cam1). The coding region runs from base 84 to 1475 and encodes 463 amino acids. The record is from RefSeq and is a predicted model, not a curated record. Lineage: Eukaryota; Viridiplantae; Chlorophyta; Chlorophyceae; Chlamydomonadales; Volvocaceae. The transcript is spliced from 8 exons.
AUAAUUGCUGGAAAUGAGAGCCCCCAGCAUCAACUUACAGGCCUUAUUUUAAAAGACACAGUAUUGGAUUCCAACAGAGAACUAUGCGGAUGGCAAUCGCUGCCUUCAUGAACUACCUUCUCGCGUGCGCAGGUCUGCUUCUUUUCCUUACGCCUGCAUGGAAAAGCAAUGUUCUUGCUUUUACGUAUCCGCCUCUGAUAGCCUCGCCGUCGUCCUUCACAUCGCCUCCGUUACCAUCUACGCCAUCACCUCCACCACCACUACUGCCGGCCCUAGCAAGUCCUCCUCCGCCGCCGCCUAACGAGGAUGUCGACCGGCCGCCCCUGGUUAAGGACAACACGCCAACAAGUCCCGCAUCCAGCCAGCCGGCAAUACCACCUCCCUCGCCGCCACCGUCUACCCCUCCCACCCCUCCUGUCAGCUACUCUUCCAUCUGGGAUUUCCUUGUCAAGAACAACAGCUUCCCAACGAUCAGUCUUGCCUUGUCGACCGCAAAUGAAGUCGCAACCUUCAACGACUCCAGCCAGGAGGUGACCUUCUUCCUGCCCACUGAGACGGCUUUUGACAAGUUGUCGGACGCGCUGGGCGUUGCCAGGAGCAACCGUGCGGGUUUGUUGCCGUACUUGCCGGUUAUCAAAAGAGCCCUAAGCUAUCACGUGCUACCGACCAGAAUUAGCCUUCAGAGUGUUGCGAAUCAAUCAGUCGGCGGUACGGAGUACUACAACACCACGCUUACGAUGGGACAGUCCUCAAGCAUCGGCGUGCGGGUUUCGCCUCCCUCGAGCCCCCCGGCGACAUCCCCGGAGAUAUUCAUUCUGGGGGUUAGCUCAACCGCUAAAGUACUGCAGGCUGAUGUCGCGGCAGGCGCGUCGUGCAUUAAUGUCGUGGAUACCGUUUUGCAGUAUUGGUACAACUCAGUUGAUGAGGUCUUCGCCUCCAUCAGCGGCGCCUCGACCAUGUACCAGGCGCUCAAGACCGCCCAACUUCUCAAGCCAGCGAAUGUGACGAGCCCGUACACCAUAUUCGUACCAACCGACGAGGCCUUCGUCAGCGCCUUCGGUGCCUCCGCCGCUACCACCAUCCUCGCCAAUCUAAGGUCGUACGAAAGCUUGCUACGUCACCAUGUGGCAUACGGCUGGGUGGUUACGGACACAACCUCAGAAGAAUACGUUCGUACAUCGUACAUAACUCUGAAUUCGAACAACGUGACGGUUGUGGUUCCAUCGAACGACAAGGCCGAUGCUGGCGUCAAGCCCACCGUCGCCUCAGCUGCCGUACCCGGAUCCCCAGUCUUCUCCAUCCUAAAUACAUUCCAAGUCGGCAUCGAGCCACAAGUGAUCGUCCAAGUGAUUAAUGGGGUUCUUAACCCGGCUAGCAGUCGGCAGACAGCCGGUGGCGCAGCCGUGAUGGUGGCGCCAUCGCCGCAGCUGUUGCUGCUGCUACUGCUGCUGCUGGCCGGGCUCAUGCUGAUCUAGAUGAAGAUUUGUUCUUUAGGCAGUUCUAGUGGAGCUUUUUAUGAAGGGUUUUUUGACUUGAGAGUUUUCGGGAGUGGUUGGGGGGGGGGAGUCAAGUUGCGUAAGUAGUGAGGUGUGUCGUUGCGUGCGCAGCGUACCUUGGGCUAACCUGGCUUGGCAGCCAUUGCGCUAUUUUGUUCCUAUUCGCGGUGGUGAUGCUGCUGCUGCUAUUGCUGAUGCUGAUGCCCCGACUUGGUCGGAAAUUGGGCGAAGUGGUAUUGCGGGGGAUUUGCCCAUUGGGGGGGGGGCGGAGAGAGUUAAGUUUGGAGGGAGCGGAGUCCCAUUGCGGGCUGUGUGUUGACUUGGUCGGAACUGUUGGGAUUCAUCAUCCACCCACCCACCCACCCACCCAGCCUUAUCUUAUUGCCAAAAAUCCAACACGCUUCCAGCUUAUUGCCAUCUUGCCAUCUAACCAUCCAUCCAUCUAACCAUCCAUCCAUCCAUCCAUCUAACCAUCUAACCAUCCAUCCAUCCAUACGGCAUGUUAGCCCUUGCAUGGGCUGGCUAUCAGCACGCGGUGCAGUGCGUGUCGUGCGCGCAUUUGCCACCACCAGCUGCUCUCCAGCUGACUCCCGCCACUUCCCCUCGCUUAGAAAAUUUGAAUUUGCAGCACGGCGAUCAUCUGGGGCUCCCCCGCCUGGUGCGUCUUCAAUUCUAUGCAUGAAUUGUGCGCGCGCGUGCCUGCCUGCAUGCCUGCAUGCAACCUUGCACAUGCAGGGACAACCUCAAUGCAGCCUUCUUGCGUUUAGUUGGGGAGAGGUUGUGCCGCCUAACCGAUAGGACGUUGUUCGUUGGUUAGUUGGGUGAUGGUGGUUGCUUGGCUCAAUACGUGAAUGCACACGGAGAAGCGUCACGUGCUGGGAUGACACAAGAAACACACGCACACGAACGACAUAUGACGACAUACAUACCAAUGACUGAGGACGAUGCAACGCAUCGGUGAGACUGUUAUCGGGUUUUAUAAUUGUUCGCUGCAGGACGCAUCCCUGCUCUGAAGGGUGCAUACCGUAUUUUCACAUUACAAAGGCAAAAACCCUGUUCGCGCGCAUUUUUUAAAAUUAGUUGGAUCCGAUUGCGGUAUGGAUUUACGGCUGGGUGUACGGCAACGUCUUGAUAGAAAAUUAUGUCGCAUUUUAGAUUUGAAGGGUAAGAGUUUCCAGAGGUUUCAUAGGAUGGAUAGCACAUGAAAGUUUUAGCUUAGGAUGGUGUCUAAAAGAUGGUGGUUCUACUGCGUUGCUUAAGGGCGAAGAAAGCGCAUGCAGCAGCAUUUGCGGCAGGGUGGAGGGUCCGGAUAUGGGGUGCCAGCGGGGAUGGUCGCGAGGCCCAGCGGCCUUUGGGGCCUUGGCUACGUUAGAAGCAAGCAUGCCUGUGCAUUGUACGUGCAUGCAAUGCUCGCAUGGGGAUUAUCUCCUCUGCGUGUUAAAUUCACGCGGCGUUCGACGCUCCCUAUCUAAAUGACGAACGAUGUAAAUUCUUUUAACUUCAGAACAGUGAAAAAGAGGUUUUCAGCCAUUCAGCCAUCGUACCACCACCACGGGGGUAUUGAUGCUGGCAGUGUAAAUACCUGAGGACCU